This is a messenger RNA of Oikopleura dioica, 3333 nucleotides long. Lineage: Eukaryota; Metazoa; Chordata; Appendicularia; Copelata; Oikopleuridae. The record is from the annotation of a GenBank genome assembly.
AUGGCUGUAAUGAUGGACAUGGAAUUAGAAAACAUAGUGGCCAAUACGGUCCUCCUAAAGGCCAGAGAAGGAAAUAAUACAAGAAAAGGAAAAUCCAAAAAAUGGCGAAAAAUGUUGAGCUUCCCGGCAGUCAGCGACGCUGUUUGCGAGUCCCUCAAUCAAAGCAUAGAGAAAACGUACCCAGCAGUUGUUCAAAAACAACCGAUCGGGCAGCGGCUUUUCACCGAGUUCUGUCAGAGCAAGGAAGAGUUGAGGAAUUGCGUUGAAUUCCUCAAGCUAGUGCGGCGCUACGAUUUGACGAUCGAGGGAAAACGCGCAAUUGCGAAGCACAUACGAGAUGAAUUCCUCAUUCCGCGAAAUCAACUUAAAUUCAGUUCCGACGAGAGCGCGGACGAGAAUCCGUCGAGUCCGCGCGAGCGUCCCGCCCUUCCCGACCUAGAGCUUCCGCCCGAUCCGCUCACCGGCCAGCCGAUCAGCUCAAGCGAUCCCUCGAGCGUCGCAAUCGCGAAGAAAGAGCUCGACCUACUACUCAGCAGCGAAUACCUGAAUGAGUUUCCCCACACGGAUGACAGGAGGGAUGAGAUCUUUACCGACGUCCGAUCAAAAAUUAGCUCUUACCUUUCAAAAGACCCAUUCCAAGAAUUCCUCCAAAGCACAUACUUCAACAGAUUUAUACAAUGGAAAGCGCUCGAGCAGCAGAAAGUGGACAAAAACACUUUUCGGCAGUACCGCGUACUGGGCAAGGGUGGCUUCGGCGAGGUGUGCGCCUGUCAGGUGCGCGCUACCGGAAAGUUAUACGCUUGUAAAAGGCUCGAAAAGAAGCGCAUAAAGAAAAAACACUGCGAGUUCGCCGCGCUCAAUGAGAAACGCAUACUUGAAAGCAUCAAUUCAAGAUUCGUCGUCUCACUGGGCUACGCAUACGCAACAAAACAUGCCCUUCAUCUCGUUCUAACGAUCAUGAACGGCGGCGAUUUAAAGUUUCAUAUUCACAGUAUGAAGCAUAUCACCGAAGAAUGUGCGAUCUUCUACGCUGCACAAAUUUGCUGUGGCUUGGAAGAUCUGCACAACGAAGGGAUCCUGUACCGUGAUUUAAAGCCGGAGAAUUGUCUACUCGAUGACCGUGGAAACGUCCGCAUCUCUGACCUUGGCCUCGCCGUCAAACUAAAAGCCGGCGAGGACACUGUUAAAGGCCGCGUCGGCACGAUUGGAUACAUGGCGCCCGAAGUCAUAAGAAACGAGCGAUACUCAUUCGGAGUGGACUGGUUUGGCCUCGGAUGCAUCCUCUACGAGCUGAUAACUGGCUUUGGCCCGUUCCGUACCCGUGGAGAAUCCGUUAAACGCGAGGAAGUCGACAGAAGGGUUCUGAACGACGAUCCAAACUGGGAACGCAUCCCAUCAACAAACAAGUAUCCUUCUGAGGCGAAAGAAAUAAUCUCCAGGCUAAUCUCGAAAGAGCCCGCCACUCGAUUGGGAUGUCGGAGAGCGUUCAAAUCAAAUGCCCGCGAAGUUCAACUACACCCCUUUUUCAAAUCCAUAUCGUUCAAAAGACUCCGUGUUGGCCUCAUUAAUCCACCCUUCAAGCCUGAUCCAAAAGCUGUCUACGCCAAGGACGUGCUGGACAUUGAGCAAUUUUCCACUGUGAAAGGGAUCACGAUUGAGAAUCGAGACGAGGAAUUCUACUCGCGCUUUGACACCGGCCCCGUCUCUCACGCUUGGCAAAAAGAGAUCCUUGAAACUGUUUUCGAUGAUAUCAACAAUGCCGAAGAUCUUCCAAAGCCCGUCGAGAGACCGCGGAAUAGCUUACGAAGAGCAUUCCGCAUCGCGUUAGACUGCUUCAAUACGAAUUCCACCCCACCUGCCGAAACAUUAUGUACAUAUUUCCAAGCUAGUAAAAAGGCAGAAACUUCAUCGAUUUCGCUGAAAUCGUGUUCUGGUCAAGUUCACCAAAUCGAUGCUAAAGACAUCAAGGACCUUGAGGUUCUCGAGUCAACUCCUCCCAGAUCAGCCGAGGACUCCUCCACUUCAUCGUCGAAUGAGCCGAUUCAAUUUGAUGAUCCGUCGAUUUUGAAUAUUGGGCCGAUUCCAGAAGAACUGAGGCUCAAAAAUCUUGCGUCGCAACAAGCGCCUGCUCUUGAAGUUUCGGCAUCGGACAAGUUGAAAACAAGUGACCGAAAUGGACAUUCACCUCCAAUGACCUUCUACCACGAGCCCUCAUCCUCUCAUCAAUACCAACCAAACGCCCGUCCCACUCCCCAAGCCGCCCAGGCCUACACUUGGCAGCAAACAAACUCCCUGAUGAUGAACCGGUGGCGGGAAAAGAACUCGCACAGUCCCAAUCGUCGCAAUGGACAACGACAAAACGGUAGAAACGGGAGGCAGAACUUUCCGAGAGACGAGACUUUUGCGACUAAUGCGGCGGAUUUGGCCGAAGAUUUUAACUUUGAAGCAUCGAAUCAACUUUUUGACAAGCAACAGGUGUACGGGGAGAUGAAUAUGAAUGGAUCGGAUGAUUUCAACACUAGACCUCCAGGACGCCAGGGCGAAGUAAAAUUCCGCCACGAUGAAAACGUCAUGGACGCAUACAACGCCAAGUAUGGCGGAACCGAGUACGAAUCGACACCUGGCACCCAAAGCCCCGUCACCGUCCCCCAAUGGCGAUGCAAAGACAAUUCAAGAGAUCGAAUAGCGGCGCACGGGAACGCUCACGAUUUGCGUCAGAAAAUUUUCGCCUCGCUAGUUGCCAAAGCCGACGAGAGAAGAGAUUUCAUUCAUACUCUUGCUACCACGACCACAUCGUUUAUCCUUGAAAAAGUUCAAAGUCAAAGUGACAUCUUGUUCUUUCUCGGUCCUACUGGAUACGCCGGCGAUAUCUCCCUAGUUAUUUGCAAAAUGGCCUCGAAACUUGGCCACAGAUGUUACAUCUACACUUGUCCCUUUUUGGAAAGCUCAAAUCGACCCUUAUCGGAUAAGCUCAAAGGUCUAACUUCACUGCCCAACAUCGAACGCGUGUUCGACUCAAACUUGCCAAACAAAAUCGACCUGUUCAUCUCUGCCGCUGCGUCCGAAGAUUUUAAAUUUCAAGCUUGGUUCCUCGAAGUUCAAGAUACGCUGCGUCAAAUGCAUGUGAAGAAUAAAAUGCUAAUCGAUCCAUCCGGAAAAGAUCAAGUCUUUUCUUCUAACGACUGGGCGAUUUACUCUCUCCUUGCGCCUUCGGUCGACUUCUCCAGCUUGGUGAAGGCCUCUUUCAUCCUGGAAGGAUGCCUCGAUGCAGCUUUGUAUCCCGAUGAUGCUCAAAAACCGCCACUAAGGAAGCUACUGAACCAAAUUUACUGA